This is a messenger RNA of Rhinichthys klamathensis goyatoka, 1281 nucleotides long. RefSeq lists its product as uncharacterized. The coding region runs from base 1 to 1281 and encodes 426 amino acids. The transcript is spliced from 6 exons. The record is from RefSeq and is a predicted model, not a curated record. Lineage: Eukaryota; Metazoa; Chordata; Actinopteri; Cypriniformes; Leuciscidae.
AUGUCUGAUCCUGAGAUGGACCGUCUCCUGAAUGAGAUGAGUGACCUUGUCGAUCAGGCUGAACAUCAAGCUCACCUCAAACAGCUCAUUAGCAUGCACCAGGAAGCAGAACCAUCCACCAGUAAUCCAUCCACCAGUCGGUCAUCAAACAGCAAGCAAGAUGUUAGGUGGAUUAAGAGGGACAGUGAUGGAAACAUUAUUUACGGCAGGCCCAGAUCAUCCCGGAAACAAGCAGAGUCCUUCCUUCAAGAGCUUAAAAGCUCACUGGGUGAGGACAUACAUGAGGAUGAAACGGCACUUCAAGCCUCAACAGACUGGUCGACCCGAAAGAGCCUCAUAUCAGGGUGGUGGGAGAAAGAGAGACCCCGACUGGUCAACACCUUGGUGGCUCGACAACAUGCGGCAACUCGGAUCUGCCAACAUUGUGGAAAUGGUCCAGCCGUUAUCCGUUGUUCUGACUGCCGACCACACCCAUUCCUCUGUGGCCAGUGUGAUGUCAGGGUCCAUCGAGGUCAAGUGUUCCACAACAGGGAUUCGAUGACACAUGCAUUUUUUCAUCCAUUGCCUCCCACAACUUGUGUUGUGGAGAGAGUUCUAACCCAGUGUGAGCGUCUUGUACCUUUGGAGAUGCCAGAGACAAUAUGCGGUUGUCUACGAGUAUCGUCCAGUGUCAUCGCAGGACAGUCCAUAGUUGUGGUUACAAUGAAUGGGCGAUAUGAUCUCAGAUUGCCUCAGAUUAGAUGCAAAGCAUGUGAAGCCACUUGGAGUCCUGGAGUGGAUGACCUGAUCCGCAAUGACUACUGGCCUGCCACUUCUCACUAUUCAACUGUGUACGCAACAGAUGUCCUUUUUUCUUUUGAAGAGCUGAAGAUGGCAGCACCAGGGAUGUCUAGCCAAGCAUUUCUUAGAAUGCUGGAUCAACGCACUGUUCGCUUUGGCCGUAGCGGAAACUUCACAGCAGACAGCUUCCGGAAAAGCUUCUUGGAGUGGGAAGCGGUCCGAUUCGAAGUGGACAAAUUAUGCCAGGAGGACCACUUUGACUGCCCAGCGUGCAGCCCAGACAUGCUUGCAGUAUCCGUUGAUGGAAACCGUAAGCACUACAGAUUCAAGAGUGCAGCAAGAUCGGAGGAAAUAGCCAUCUUUGAUGGCGUGUUCAUUGCGAAUGAUGAUGACGUCGCAAGAUUCGUGGACUAUGUCCAUACCUCAACCAGUUAUGUAAACUUGCACAACUUCACUAUAUUUACCUAUAAAACACCACGUCCUACAGAGGACUUUGUUUGA